CCGGCCUCGGCGAGUGUGCGGUGAUUUGCAUCUACAUCUAUAAAGACUCGCAAAAACAACCACUUCUACUCUGCCCAUCUAUACAUCAACAGUACCCAAGAUGUCUGCUCAAUCUCCAUACGUGGCCCGCUGGGGCAUUCUCGGCUGUGGCUGGAUCUCUUCCAUGUUCACAAAGGAUAUCUCACGCCCCAUGUCUACCCGUAACGUCACCGAUGUCUCCCACGCCAUCGCUGCCGUCGGAUCUCGCUCCCUCAAAAAGGCCGAAGACUUUAUCGCCGAGCACACUCCCAAUGGUGCGGCGGCCCAGCAAGAUGGCCUCGUGGACUUUAAGCCCAAGGCUUAUGGGUCUUAUCAAGGAGUGGUAGAUGAUCCUGUGAGUAGAAGUAAAGAGUCACAGACGAAGAGAGCUGAGCAAGCCAGAAUGUCGACAUUGUGUACGUUGGAACCAUGAACAUCUGUCACUAUGAAGACGCCAAGAUGGUAUUGGAAGCUGGCAAACAUUGUCUGUUGGAAAAACCAGCUACUCUCAAUGCUCAUGAAUGGAACCAUCUCGUCCAGAUCGCCAAGGCCAAAAAGGUCUUCUUGAUGGAAGCCGUCUGGACCAGGUUCAACCCCGUGCUCCUCGCUGUCCAAAAGGCAAUCCACAAAGACAAUGCUAUCGGAGAGAUUCGAUGCCUCUACUCUGACCACUCUAUGGAUGCUUAUAAGAAGCGACCUGAUACCGACCGUGUGUUGGCAGCAGAGCUUGCUGGUGGCCCUUUGCUGGACGUUGGGCCCUACCCCCUGGUCUGGACCAUGAUGAUCCUCUACCGCCAUCCCGAUAACGCUCGCACCCCUCCCGAGAAGGUCGGCAGCACAAUGAUGCUCCACAAGACCGGCGUCGACAUUGCCACCAGCUUCACCCUCACCUUCCCCAAGAUCACCUCCAUCGCCUACUGCACCACCAAUCUCCUCUCCCCAGUUCAAAAGGAGCGCAACACCCGUAUCGUCGGCUCCACCGGCGAGAUCAUCGUGCAAGGCCAUACCUCCCGCCCGCAGUCGUUCACCAUCCGCCGCCUUGUUAAUCCGGAGGAAGAAGGGGGCAAGUGGCAGGAGGAUGAACAGGUGGAUAUGAGCUUUGAUGGGUUUGGGCUUUAUUGGGAGGCGGAUGAGGUGGCGAGGUGUUUGAGCAAGGGGUUGCUGGAGUGCCCGAGCUUGCCCCAUGCGGAGACGAGUUUGACUAUGAGUAUCUUUGACAAGGUCAGGGCUGAGGGAGGAUACGAGUAUCUUCCUGGACUGGAGAAAGUCAAGGCCUAGACCUUUCGCGUCGUGUCUCUGUGCCACUAGCAAAUCUGAUCCAACUUGUACAUGUUAUAACAAGAAUGUAUAAAUCAAAG
Messenger RNA from Cryptococcus amylolentus CBS 6039, 1376 nucleotides. RefSeq lists its product as hypothetical. The record is from RefSeq and is a predicted model, not a curated record. Gene Ontology annotation, molecular function: nucleotide binding. Bases 448 to 1296 code for a protein of 282 amino acids. The transcript is spliced from 6 exons. NCBI's taxonomy places the organism in Eukaryota, Fungi, Basidiomycota, Tremellomycetes, Tremellales, Cryptococcaceae.